Molecule: messenger RNA, 1869 nt
Organism: Neurospora tetraspora
Lineage: Eukaryota; Fungi; Ascomycota; Sordariomycetes; Sordariales; Sordariaceae
Product: Metallo-dependent phosphatase-like protein
Exons: 2
Coding region: 333-1616 (427 amino acids)
Molecular function (GO): hydrolase activity
Source: RefSeq, a predicted model, not a curated record
UGAUCAUUUCACCUCCAAUUUCCGCCCAACCAUAUCAGCGAGGGGCACCGUACCCGAACAGCUUACAUCACUCUUUACUAUCAACUCAAACCCCGUUGUUGGUAACCGCACUCAACAUCUACCAUCAAAUCAAGGACCCAAGAGACAAAGCAUACUUGCUGGACAACGGAGAGAACAGCUCUCGAGCGUUACUGCCCAACACGUCACUCCAGUCCCCACACCACCUACCGCUCUCUUCUCCGGGAAUUAAUCCGUCAUAUCCUCAACCUCCCCAUCCAUCUUCAAGUCUUCAACCCAACGAACCACCGCCCAAAUUCAACUCAAAAACCAAAAUGGGCAUCACAAGCAUCCUCAAAACCCUCCACCUCCUCCGUCCCUCAGAAUGGGACCCCCCAACCCCUCUCAACCACCUCCUCACCAACCUCUCCUCCUUCCCCCUUUUCGUCAUCCCCAUCCCCCUCCCCCUCCUCCGCCUUUUUGUCUCUCACCUCUACCAUUUAUUUCUCUUUCUCCGGGGGCACGCCUUCCACCCGCCCUCUAACCUCCCGCCUAUCCGGGUGGUCUGCAUCUCCGACACACAUGAUCACGAAUUGGCUCUAGAAAAGAUUCCGGAGGGGGAGGGCGGACUGUUGAUUCAUGCAGGGGAUUUGACGGAUGAUGGGAGUCGGGAGGGGAUUCAGAGACAGCUGGAUUGGUUGGGGGAGGUGAAAGCUAAAAAAGGGUUUGAGAGGGUGUUGGUGGUGGGGGGGAAUCAUGAUGGGUGGUUUGAUGAAGGGGGGGCGAGGAAACACUUGUUUGGGGAUGGGGAGGGGAGUAAGGGGGAGUUGAGGUUUGCGGAGGGGGUGCAAUAUUUGGAUGGGAUGGCGGGGGGAGAGGGGGAAAAUGGAAAUGGGGGUGCGAUGACGAUUGAGUUUGAGGGGAGGGCGAAGGGGAGGAAGUUGAAUGUUUGGGGGUGGGGAGGGGUGCCGAGGUGUGGAGGGCCGGAGCAUGCCUUCCAAUACGACCGUGCCUCCCACCCCUGGACGAACCGCAUCCCCCUCGAAACCGACAUCCUCAUCACGCACACCCCGCCCCGCCACCACCUCGACCUCGACCUCGGCUGCGCCGGCCUCCUCGCCGAGCUCUGGCGCGUCAAGCCCAAGCUGCACGUGUUCGGCCACAUCCACUGGGGCGCCGGCCGCGAAGCCGUCUACUACGACGAGUGCCAGCGGGCGUACGAGUCGCUCAUGGCGCGCGGCGCUGACCUUCCGUUCCCGCCGGCUUUUCCUUCGGUGUUCUCGUUCCCGCCUUCUUCAGCCGUUACUCAGUCUGCGUCUCCGAAUAGGGAGCCCUCAAAGAUGCGGGAGAAGCAGAGGCCGACGAAUUUGGUGAACAUCUUGUUGUUGCCGGUUUAUUUUGGGUUCGCGCUGAGUUUGUAUCUGGUGGAAGUGGUGGAGAGAGUUGGGAUGGACCUGAUGGAUGCUGCGAGGGUGAUUUGGUAUGGGACCACUGCUGUGGUGUGGAAGUGGGUUAUGCAGGGGCCGGGGACGAAUAAUGGGGGGUUGUUGGUGAAUGCUAGUGUUACGUAUGGGAAUACGGGGAGGGCGAGUAAUCCUGUGCAGGUUGUUGAGCUGUGAUGGGGUGGUUAUGUUGGUGUUGUUAAACGAUGGGGUGGAGGAUGGUGAUGUGGAUGUGGUUUAAUGCCGUUAACGAGGAUGACUACACAUACUAAGAGAGGAGUGCGUGCUCAGUGGUUGGAAAGCAACGUGGAAGAGUAAACACAACAUGAGAACGGAUUCGGUAUUCUUAUGUAAAGAGCCAUCAAUUUCCCGAAUCGUGUAUUAUCCAUUAUACCCUUAUCAUCAUCCAAGUAAAAAAAAAAAAAAAAAA